Messenger RNA from Hippopotamus amphibius kiboko, 1672 nucleotides. It is a transcript of the gene NAPA, whose product is annotated as NSF attachment protein alpha. Bases 144 to 1031 code for a protein of 295 amino acids. Gene Ontology annotation, biological process: regulation of synaptic vesicle priming; synaptic transmission, glutamatergic; intracellular protein transport. Gene Ontology annotation, molecular function: syntaxin binding; soluble NSF attachment protein activity. NCBI's taxonomy places the organism in Eukaryota, Metazoa, Chordata, Mammalia, Artiodactyla, Hippopotamidae. Gene Ontology annotation, cellular component: synaptobrevin 2-SNAP-25-syntaxin-1a complex; terminal bouton; vacuolar membrane. The transcript has 11 exons. The record is from RefSeq and is a predicted model, not a curated record.
GGUUCUGAGCCGCAGUAGGCGCGCGCCGGUGCGACGUCAACGCAACCCGCUAAGCUCCCGGUAUCUGGGUACCGCGGGCCCAGCGUAGCUGAGUCCUCCGACGGCCCGGGUCGGGCAGUUUGCUGAGUACUUUUGCAGCCGCCAUGGACAACUCCGGGAAGGAAGCGGAGGCGAUGGCGCUGCUGGCCGAGGCGGAGCGCAAAGUGAAGAACUCACAGUCCUUCUUCUCGGGCCUCUUUGGAGGCUCAUCCAAAAUAGAGGAAGCGUGUGAAAUCUACGCCAGGGCCGCCAACAUGUUCAAAAUGGCCAAGAACUGGAGCGCUGCCGGAAACGCUUUCUGCCAGGCGGCCCAGCUGCACCUGCAGCUCCAGAGCAAGCACGACGCAGCCACCUGCUUCGUGGAUGCCGGCAACGCGUUCAAGAAAGCCGACCCCCAAGAGGCCAUUAACUGCUUGAUGAGAGCAAUUGAGAUCUACACAGACAUGGGCCGGUUCACCAUCGCGGCCAAGCACCACAUCUCCAUCGCCGAGAUCUACGAGACGGAGCUGGUCGACAUCGAGAAGGCCAUCGCCCACUACGAGCAGUCCGCAGACUACUACAAAGGCGAGGAGUCCAACAGCUCCGCCAACAAGUGUCUGCUGAAGGUGGCCGGGUACGCGGCGCAGCUGGAGCAGUACCAGAAGGCCAUUGACAUCUACGAACAGGUGGGGACCAACGCCAUGGACAGCCCACUCCUCAAGUAUAGCGCCAAGGACUACUUCUUCAAGGCGGCCCUCUGCCACUUCUGCAUCGACAUGCUCAAUGCUAAGCUUGCUGUCCAGAAGUACGAGGAGCUGUUUCCCGCGUUCUCCGACUCCCGGGAGUGCAAGCUGAUGAAAAAAUUGUUAGACGCCCACGAGGAGCAGAACGUGGACAGCUACACCGAGGCGGUGAAGGAGUACGACGCCAUCUCCCGGCUGGACCAGUGGCUCACCACCAUGCUGCUGCGCAUCAAGAAGACGAUCCAGGGCGACGAGGAGGACCUGCGCUAGGCCGCCCGGCCGGCGCCCAUCUUCCUGCCCCGCCCGCUCUCCCCCGGCCCGGCCCUCCAGCGAGGACGGCGAGGGUCUCGGUGUGAGCCCAGAGAGGCGGGCCCGAGACCUCGGCUGUGAGACCCCCCUCCUCCCCACCGAGGACUCGCUCAAGUCACAGCACGCGAGGCCGGGCCCGCUGGCCAGACGGUCACCCUCUGUUCUCGCUGCACCUCUCGCCCCUGCUCCUUUAUUUAAGCCCCUGGAGGUACCCUUCACCCCAAAAAGCAGACUCUUUGACGCAGACCUGUUAGCUGGGGUUGUUGCCAGGGGGCGGGGUCAGCAUCCGGCCCCCCACCUCCCAGCCAGCUGAGUUGUGAGGUUGGGGUCUGUCUCUCCAGCCUUUGUCCGCCAGCCGAGCCCUGAGCCCACGUAGCCACCACGAUGUGCUCUCACCGCUGGGGUGGCCUCCUUCCCCCGCACCAGCGCUGGGAGCCUCCCAGCCUCCUGCAGCCCCGACCUCUCCGGAUAGACCCAGGCCCUGGCGCUCCGAGGGUCGUCCCCGUGCCCGCCCUUGCAUCUCCUCCCUGCGCUUCAAGGUGUUGUUGGUGGGAAGCUGCCGCUGCCCGAGGAAGGAAAUAAAUGACAACACUUGUGCUCGA